AGCGUGUGCGGGCGCGGGGCUGGGGCCGCGCCCAGCUCUGCCCUGGCCGGCGCUCGCAGAGCCCCUUCGGGCAAAGGCGGAAAGCCUGGUCUGCGCGGCUCCCGACCGCUGGGCGGACCUGGUCCUGCGCAGUUGCCUCGCAAUAAGGAGUGUAGUCGUUUUCCUCCCGCGGGAUAUUAAAUAUCGAACAUCUGGAGUCAACGAUAGCUGUUUUUGAGUACCGUGUGCUCAUUAGCGCAAUCCUGCCGCUCCAUCUGACAGUUAAGAUUUUCAAGGCAAGAGGUAGUAAGAGGUUGAGGAAGGACACAAGCUCAAGUCUAGCAGCAAAGCGCAGGCCGGUUCCCGUGCCCAGCCGACCUGGGCGAGGCACGGAAAUAAUCACGGAAGGCCGGCGUGGGUGGGCGCACGCACCAGAGCGCUCUCGCAGACGUGCAGGUUUCUGAAUUCUAGUCGAAAGACGGGCAUGUUCGUAACUACAGUACAUAGGACGAGGUAGUAAGUGUCAUGAGUUACAGUCGGAGUAGUGUAGUAUCUGGUAUUUAUUGAUUUGCGGUUGGAUUUUAUUUCUCAACAGUGGAGUCCUUUCUCAUCCAAGAGAGUAUGGACUUAUAAACUAACCUAGAAGCAAACUUCUAGAGUUGUGUGUUUGUUUGGGGGUGGGAGGGCGCGUGAGUAUUAGCACUCCCGAAAGCUGAAGGUCGUGGAGACCGGGGAGUGUAUUUCAGCUCAGGGUAGGAAGAGCCAGUCAUUCAGUAAACUCUUACUCAGUUAUUGUGUGGCAGAGGCAUGUCUUGGUGGUAGCAGGGUUGUGUAAGACACGAUCUGUGCUCAAGGAUCUUACGGUUUGGUUGCGGCUGAGGGAGUAUUAUAUUGGCAGGGCAUCUACAAUCAAAAGAGAAGACCUUUCUUACAGUCUGAGUUGCUAUAUCCAGGGCCAGCCUUAGUAGUAGAGUAGAUGGGCUUCGAUUCUGCCUGUCACCUGCCACCCCAGAACAAUAGCUCAUUCCUUUAGAGUUUGAAUGCUUUUUAAAAAUGCAAUAACUCCGUUUUGAUGUGAAAAUUACCCUUGACACUAUUUCUGUAUCAGUCAGGAGAAAAACAACACUAGCUUUUCAAUCGAGUGAAUUCAAAGAGUUAACUGUGUAUGAGAUUGUUAACUAGGUACCUGGAAGGAUAAAAAGAGAUCUCUGAAAGUAUGAUGGAGGUGGCAGCUGUGGGGAGCAGUUGCUACCCCCAGGCCUGAGGAAACUAAGGGAAGUGGUUGAAAUUAAGACUUUUGAAACUGAGAGGAGGGUUCCUGCAUAGCUGAGACUCACAUUUCUGAGGAGGGGCUGGUGCUGUUCUUCACGUGUUGGGAAAUCUGCAGACUGGAUUCAGCAGCUGCAGCGGGAGGUGCUGGGUGAGUCUGAAAGGAGUAGCGUGUGGACAGGGAGCCCGCAGGAUGCAGACAGGCAGAAGCAAGUGCCUACUUCCUCCUGCUGUCUUGUCCCCCCUGUAGUGCUCCGCCUGGCUCAGCCCAAGGUGGUCUGCAGAGUCCCAGCCCCAGGAUCACAGAGCCAAAUAGAGGAUGCCAGAGACAGUUGCUUCACAGGUGACAUCAUUUUCUUAAGGAAUGCUUUGACUGUCUGUUAGGACCUGCUGGGAUUAUUUAAAAACCAGGGCUGAGAGUAGAAAGUGGAGCUCCUAGGGGGCAGGAAGAGUGAACAGGGUAACAGCAUGAUACUGAGCAGGGUUGGGGAAGUUAAACUGGGCAGCUUCCAAAUCAGGAAUCUGCUGAGGCUGGAUCAUCACUGUUACAACACCGUCACCCUUACCAAAGAGCGCUGAGUUCGGUUUUGGACCCAGAAAUGUGACUUCUUGCCGUUGAUGGUGGACCCUGUCACCACAUGUCUCUCUCCCUUAGUGCAUGAUAUGGUCUGUAAACUUGGGUUUGAGCACAGAGAUUACUGCGAUAUCGAUAGUGUUGUAGCUCGGAGCGGUCAAGUGUGCUGGAGAGGCAUCACCGCCUGUGUGACCUACGAAUCAGACCAGAGUCUGGAUUACUGGGGAAGUGUGCAGCGGCUGGGCCCCGUGUGUGAAGCUGUCCAUUCCCAUUUCCUGGCUCUGACCAAGGAGCAGUUCGAAAUUCGAUAUGCACCGUGGUUCCAGUGGACAAGUUUUCCAGAGUUGUUCCCUGAAAUAUUUGAUGACUUGGAAGGUCUGCAGUCUCCUGCCAUUUCUCUUGGCUUAAUGAAACUGACGUCAUGUCUGGAACGAGCCUUGGGGGAUGUAUUUUUACUGGUUGGGAAGGAUUGCCCCUUUCUUUUAAGAGAUCUGCUUGCCUCUGAGGAGCUUGUGCAAGUCUUCGGGCAGUCCGUGAUGGAUGUACUGAAAGUCUUCCUCGGCUCUCCGCGCGGCCUCAACCUGCGCAACAUCUUAUGGCACGGGUUCGCGUCUCCACGGGAAGUUUCCCCAAGAUACUGUUCAGUGAUGGUGUUGCUGACGGCAGGACUGGGCCAGUUACUGAAGAGGUACCUUCAGCAAACCCAGUUUACAUUGGCACACCGGUCUUUCGUGACUUUUACAAACUUAGAAGAUUUGAUCGUUUUUCCUGAUGUUACUUACGAGGUGCUUUCAGUAUUAGAAGAGGUGAUGACGAAGUCUACUUUUAUAUUAGACAUCAUGUUACCCUACUGGGAAGCUGCGCUGACCAAGUUCAAGGCACACAGGUUUGCCGACUGUGCCAUAUUGUUGCUGACGCAGCUGGAGACGGGACUUAGGAAAGUUUUUGCCACGGUUAACAACUGUCCAAAGAGACUCCUGGUUGCCGAGUCAACAGCUCUUUACACCACCUUUGAUGAAGUUUUGGCAAAACACUUGAACGAUGGUAAAAUCAAUCAGCUUCCUCUUGUCCUUGGAGAGCCUGCUAUGGAAUUUCUCUGGGAUUUCCUGAACCAUCAGACGGGUCCCCGCGUAAGAGACCGUUUAAGCCAUGGGGAGAUCAAUUUCCGUGAAUUUCCACAGGAGAUGACCAAUCAGCUGCUUGCGUUUUCCCUGGUGCUUUUACUCAGAUUCAUUGAUGAAGAUCUGUUAUCAGUUUUUAAGGAAAAAGCAGCAAUAAAGUUGCUCAUCGAUCUUGCAGAAGGCUAUGGCUCUCGCUGCCAUCCGGUCUCUCACCUGAAAAAGCAGGUGCUGAGCUGUGAGAAGAGCAUUGGGGCUUGGCCUCUGCUGCCUUCGCCUGCGGAGCCCAUUCAGGAAGCAGUCAGAUUAGAAGACAAUUCUGAAACAAAUGCCUGCCGCUCCUUGAUUACAAAGAUCAUGUGUGAGCUCUGUCACCACAUGCCUGAGAGCCACGCUGUGUUUAAUGACGUGGAUAAACUCGCCACUGAGAGGUGGCCCCGGGUGCUGGGUGAACUCUGCAGCGUCCCCAUCCCCACUCUGUUCUGCCCGAGGAUUGUCCUGGAAGUGGUGGCUGUGCUCCGCAGCAUCAGCGCGCAGUGCCAGCGCGUGUCUGGCCAGGUCGUCGCCGCCUCGGAGCUGCGGCACAGGCAGUGGGUGGAGAGGACACUGCGGUCGCGCCAGCGGCAGAACUACCUGCGCAUGUUGAGCAGUGUCAGGCUUCUGUCCCCUGCGCUCUACCUGAUUCUGUUGCUCGUUGCGCUGGAAUUGGUCAACAUUCACGCCGUGUGUGGAAAAUCUGCUUGCGAGUGUCGGCAGUACCUGAAGUUCUUAAAGUCGAUCUUGCAGUACACGGAGAACCUAGUGGCUUACACCAGCUUCGAAAAGAACAAAUGGAAUGAAACCAUCAAUCUUACACACGCAGCUUUGUUGAAAAUUUGGACUUUCAGUGAGAAGAAACAAAUGUUAGUACACUUAGCCAAGAAAUCCACAAGUAAAGUAGUCUUAUGAAAACA
Molecule: messenger RNA, 3893 nt
Organism: Lemur catta (Ring-tailed lemur)
Lineage: Eukaryota; Metazoa; Chordata; Mammalia; Primates; Lemuridae
Gene: ERMARD
Product: ER membrane associated RNA degradation
Exons: 18
Coding region: 1867-3888 (673 amino acids)
Source: RefSeq, a predicted model, not a curated record